AUGUUGUUGAAAGAAGUCCUGCAGCCCCUCGCGGCCACCACCAGCCACCGCCACUGCCCUGGCCCAUCACCAAGCAAAGCCAAAGCUCUGCGGGCUAGAGGCUUCCUCCAGCUACGUGGGGUGAAUGGGAGCCUAGGGAUGCUGGAACAGGCCAGGGCCCGUGGCCUCUAUCAGCGCCUCAGCCUCUGCACCCUGGGCCAGGAGCCUCUGCCUGGCCCCGAAGGGACCUUCGACGUGGUACUGAUAGUUGGCGCCCCCAGUGACGGCCAGGUGCCCUGCAAUGCGAUACCUGAGCUCCUAUGUGUCACCAAGCCAGGUGGGCUGGUGUGUCUGACCACCAGGACCAACUUGUCCAACCUUCAAAACAAGGAGGCUCUGGAGGCCACCCUGGGAAGGCUGGAGCAGGCUGGGGCAUGGGAGCACCUGGUGGGCUGGCCGUGGACUGCUGGGAGCUGCCUACCUCCAAGCUGGAGGUGGUAUCCGGCAUCUCUGCCAAGGAUGGCUUCAUCUUCGGCAUUGUCUACCUGUACCGAAAGCAGAAGGUGGCCCAGGUUGAGGAAGUAA
Rhinopithecus roxellana (golden snub-nosed monkey) is the source of this 564-nucleotide messenger RNA. RefSeq names its product methyltransferase like 27 (gene METTL27). Gene Ontology annotation, molecular function: S-adenosylmethionine-dependent methyltransferase activity. The record is from RefSeq and is a predicted model, not a curated record. NCBI's taxonomy places the organism in Eukaryota, Metazoa, Chordata, Mammalia, Primates, Cercopithecidae.